This is a messenger RNA of Folsomia candida, 5199 nucleotides long. Its product is annotated as multidrug resistance-associated protein 4. Lineage: Eukaryota; Metazoa; Arthropoda; Collembola; Entomobryomorpha; Isotomidae. Gene Ontology annotation, biological process: transmembrane transport. Bases 1019 to 4966 code for a protein of 1315 amino acids. Gene Ontology annotation, cellular component: membrane. Gene Ontology annotation, molecular function: ABC-type transporter activity; ATP hydrolysis activity; ATP binding. The transcript is spliced from 25 exons. The record is from RefSeq and is a predicted model, not a curated record.
UAUUAUUGUAUAGACAAAACAGUUUAUUAUAUUCCAGAAGACUGGUUGUGUUUACAUACAUACAGAUAAAAUCAUUUAAAUUCAUGGCAUCAAAUUUGUCAGCUCUAAUUUACUCCGCCAUUCAAAAAUGGUGGAUCGUCAAAACUGGAAAAGGCUUCGAAAAAAACAACUCUUCCUGAAGAAAAGUACUUUUGUAAACGUUAAUGAGAUCCUAUAAAUACGUUUGGAAAAUGACGUAUGUAUCGCAUGUACAUACGUUCAUAUUUCGUAAUGCAAUACUCAAUCCAGCAUAAGUAUGCAUGUACAUAUGAGCAAAACAAGCUCCAAAUUUCAUCAACUGUCAUCAUAUUACUGUCACUCGAUAUAUUUUUCUCUCGAUUUAAAUGCAAUCUGAGCAAUUAGCAGAAAACAUGAUAAUUGUUAUUGUUCAGGAUCAGGAAUAACACUUGACUGAUAAGCAGUUUGAUGAAACCAGAAGCCACGCGUUGAGAAUAUUGCAUGCUUUGCAAUUGUCGCAACUGGAUACAUUUGCAUAUUCGGUUCGUCAGGUUCAUUAGGCUGAGACAGAUUUAUUGAGAUUUAUACUUAGGCCUGAGAUUCUUGUGAAAAUUAAGUAAAAAUAAACUAUAUAAAACACGCUUGCAUUCUUCUUUACAGAAUCUUUAUUUUUCGACCACUGCAUUUUGACAGUGACCUUAAACCAAGAUAAGCUGCUCCAUAAAUACAUAUGUAUUUCCUACAAUUAUUAUUAUUUAAAUUCCGAUAAAGAUAAAAUUGACUUAUUUACAGUGAUUAUACAAUUAUAAUCGACAACAAUAAUUGUCGACACACCUCGGCCUCAAAAACAUUAAAGCUUUCCUCCUUAUAUAAGGAGACUGCUGUACAUAGUAGGAAGUUAUUCUAGUUGAUUUUGCAAUUUGUCACUGCCAUAACUCAAAAUGUAGAAAUUAUUGGUACACGAAUAUUCAUAUUUGCAUACAUUUCAAAUCAAUCGAAUUUUAAACCUCUAACUAUCGCAAUGGACAUUGACUUUAAAAAGUCGGUUCCCAACCCCUGGGAGAAGGCCAAUAUUUUAUCUCAGACUCUAUUCACCUGGAUCCUACCCCUCUUCCGGAAAGGGUUUUCCAAUGAGCUUUCUCUCAAUGACCUCCACGAUGCUCCCAGCGUCCACACUUCUCAAGAUGGAGCAGACAAAUUACAAAAAGCAUGGGAAUCCGUACAAAAGGACUCAAUCAAAAAUUCAAGUACCCCACAAUUUUGGAAAGCAUUAGCUUACGUCCACCGGUGGUCAUUUAUCAUUUACUUGGUAAUCAUCGCUAUUGACGAACUAUUUAUAAGAGUAAUGCAACCAAUUUACUUGCGAAAAUUAGUGCGAUCCUUCAGUGAUGAUUCUGCCACUCGGAAUGAUCAAGCCCUUUACGGAGGGAUAGUCUGCUUAUGUGCCUUAUUUCAUGAUAUCAUGAUCCAUCAAUGUGUGUAUCUCAUGUUUCGAACUGGUCUCCUUACAAAAACUGCAAUUUCUUCAUUGCUCUACAAAAAGUCUCUUCGCAUUCGAAGCGAGGACAGUGAAGUUGGAAAAUUAGUCAAUUUAUUGUCAAAUGAUUUGGGAAGAUUUGACUAUCAACUGGUAUUCAUGCCGUACAUAUUCAUCGGCCCUUUCCAACUGAUCAUCCUCGUCUAUGUAUUAUGGCUCGAAAUGGGAAUAUCUGCAUUCGCAGGUGCCGCAUUUAUUUUGGUCAUUUUACCAACGCAAGUUCUCAACGGACGGUUUGCUGCAAAGUUCCGACGUAGUGUCGCAGCACAAACGGACAAACGGGCAAAAUUCAUGAAUGAAAUAGUAAUGGCGAUUAGAAUAAUAAAAAUGUACGGUUGGGAAGCUCCGUUUUCGACUUUGUUAAAUAAAAUCCGAAGAAAAGAAGUGAGUGAACUUGGAAAGCGAGCCUACCUUCGUGGCUUUUUCCUUUCACUGUACACUUUCUCCACAAGGCUGACCGCCUUCUUUGUGAUUUUGGCCUAUGUUCUUCUCGGGAAUCAACUCACUGCAGAGAACGCAUUUUUCAGCGUAGCAAUUUCGCUGACAAUUGUGGAGACGAUGGUAUUUUAUUUUUCCAGUGCAAUAUCCGGCCUGGGAGAGUGUAGCGUUUCCAUUCAGCGAGUUCAGAAAUAUCUACUGCUUCCUGAACAAUCUAAAAAUAACACUACUUCCGACGACACACAUUUAAUUGACAAUGGGAAAAUAAUUUCAACUGAUGCCGAUAAACUAAAGAACAGUGGAAACCCUGGAAGAAUGAGUUUAAAGCAUGUUAGCGCAAGUUGGAGUAGUGCAGAAAAAAUUACUUUGAAUGAUCUCACAUUUGAAGUCAAAGGAGACGAGUUCGUUAUGAUUGUUGGACCAGUGGGUUCAGGGAAGACGUCACUGCUUAAUUUGUUAAUUUCGGAACUUCCCAUUCUUGAAGGUAGUUUUGCAUCGUCUGGAAAAAUCUCAUACGCAGCACAAGAGCCCUGGAUAUUUCCUGGGAAUGUGAGACAGAACAUUUUAUUUGGGGAAGCCUUCGAUCCCCACAGAUAUGAACAAGUGAUCACAGCUUGUGCUUUAAAGGAUGACUUCAAUCUUUUACCCAACGGAGACAAAACCCUUGUCGGAGAAAGAGGAAUAACUCUUAGCGGAGGUCAAAAAGCUCGAUUGAAUCUCGCUCGCAGUUUCUAUCAUACGUCAUCUAAUAUCUUCCUGAUGGAUGACCCACUUAGCGCAGUGGACAGCCGAGUUAGCAGGCACAUUUUUGAUAAGGGCAUUCAAGGUUUUCUGAAGGGAAAGCUACGGAUUUUAGUGACUCAUCAGCUCCAAUACUUGUCACAAGCUGAUUACAUAAUAUUUUUAAACAAUGGAUCAAUUCAUGCACAAGGAACGUAUGACAAUCUAAUAAAAAGCGGUGUAGAUUUCAUGAGUAUUAUGGCCAGUGAUUCUACAGAUCACGGGGCUCAAAGAAAGUUAAGCGUUGUUGAGGCACCACAAGAAGAAAAUAAGGUUUUGAAAGAGUUUGAAAAACCUGCAGAUAACACAGAAAAAACUGCGGAAGGAUCCGUUAGCAUGAGGACUUACUGGAGUUACAUCACAUCAGCAAAAUCCUCGGUUGGAUUAUUCCUCGUAAUUUUUCUAUUCUUAUGCGGACAAAUUCUUCUAACCGGAUGCGAGUAUUGGCUUUCUUAUUGGACGGAUUCUGAAGAUUAUCGUAUACAGCAGCAAAAUGAUGCUAAAAAUGACACCGCCUUUGACUCUAACCCAUACCUCUCUUCAACAAUGUCUUCCUAUGAAACUAUUGUGAUCCUCGAUCGUAAAAAUUAUUUGGGACAAGACACUUAUCUGAUUGUCUACUCGGUCCUUGUCGUUUCACUUUUUGCUUUCACUAUCGUUAAAUCGUCUGGUUUCUUCGGAUAUUGCCUACGAAUAAGCAAUAAUCUUCACGAUCGAAUGUUCAAAGCAGUGGUUAGAGCACCAACAAAAUUCUUUGACGACAACCCUUCAGGCAGAAUUCUUAAUCGAUUUAGCAAGGAGAUUGGCUCCAUUGACGAGAUGCUGCCUGCAUCUUUUUAUGACACAUUCGAGUACACUUUGCAAAUGCUGGGUGUUGUAUUUAUCAUUGUUCUUUCAAAUUACCUACUCAUCAUUCCAACCAUUGUGAUCACCAUCAUUUUUUGGGCAUUAAGAAUUAUUUUUGUUCGGACGUCAAGGGACAUUAAACGACUCGAGUCUAAUUGGAAGAGUCCAGUAUUCACUCAUGUCGCCGCUUCCCUCCAAGGUCUCACUACAAUUAGAGCAUUAGGAGCAGAAGAAAAGUUGAUAAAACAAUUUGACCAGAAGCAGGAUGUCCACACUGCGACCUGGUUUGCAUUUAUUUCCACAACGAGAUGUUUCGCAGUUUGGGCAGAAACUGUAGCAAUCAUUUUUCUCACUGCUGUCACGUUUUCAUUCAUCUUGCUUGCUGAUGAUGACUCAACGGGGGGAAUUGUUGGCCUCGUUGUUACUUCGACACUCGCCUUAUCCGUCAACAUUCAAUGGGCGAUUCGCCAAAGUGCAGAAACGACAAACCACAUGGCAUCGACCGAACGCAUUUUGGAAUACAUAUCGCUUUCUCCGGAAGCACCUCUAGAGCUUCCGGAACAUAAACCACCCUCCGACUGGCCACUCAACGGAGAGAUAAAAUUCAACAACGUUUUCCUCAAAUACGAAGACAACUUUGUUUUAAAAAAUCUCAAUUUCGACAUUCAUCCCCAAGAAAAGAUUGGCAUUGUCGGCAGAACGGGAGCAGGCAAGAGUUCAAUAAUUGCAGCCCUAUUUCGUCUUACUGAGCCAGAAGGGUCAAUUUUCAUUGACGGCGUGCUGAUUACGAAGAUUGGAUUGCACGAUUUGAGGAAAAAUAUAUCUAUAAUUCCACAAGAUCCAGUCCUAUUUUCGGGAACAAUACGGUACAAUCUGGAUCCGUUUCAACAGUUUGAAGAUGCCAUGUUGUGGCAGGUUCUAGAGGAGGUACAAUUAAAAGAUGCCGUCUCAGCAUUGGAUUUUAAAGUAUCAAAUGGUGGAAGUAAUUUCAGCGUAGGCCAACGCCAAUUGGUUUGCCUAGCAAGAGCUAUUUUGCGACAAAAUCGUAUUUUAAUAAUGGACGAGGUAACCGCCAGCGUAGAUGAAAGAACUGACGAAUUCAUCCAGAAAACAAUUCGCCAAAAGUUUUCAAAAUGUACCAUCAUCACGAUAGCCCACAGGUUGAAUACCGUGAUGGACUCCGAUAGAAUUAUGGUGCUUGAAGCUGGUCAAAUUAGGGAGUUUGACCAUCCAUUCACACUGUUGGAAAGAUCGGACAGUUUACUUUCCCAAUUGGCAAAACACACAGGAAAGACUUCCAGUGAAAAACUAAAACAAAUUGCCAGACUGCAUUUCCAAAAAAGGGAACUUGUUAGCAAUAUUAAAUGAGCAAUUAUAUCAAUUAUCGAUGCAUUUUUUCUACUAUGCAUACUUAACAAAUUUGCUUUCCAAAUAUUUUAUCCCUGACGAUGACAGGAGUGCAGUGUCGAAAGCUUGGGAAAUAAAUUCGAUUUCUUCCUUCAAUCAUGUCAUUCGAGAAUUCCUCUUGAAACAAAAUUGUAUUUUUUUGGUUUAAUAAAUCUGGUUUACAUAAGAAUAAUAAUAAUCACCUUUAUUACCAU